Bombina bombina (fire-bellied toad) is the source of this 9031-nucleotide messenger RNA. RefSeq names its product family with sequence similarity 169 member A (gene FAM169A). The record is from RefSeq and is a predicted model, not a curated record. Lineage: Eukaryota; Metazoa; Chordata; Amphibia; Anura; Bombinatoridae. The transcript has 13 exons. Bases 92 to 2167 code for a protein of 691 amino acids.
GUGUAACAUAGCUCUUUAACGAAGACGCACUUAGCUCUUGAAAAAGACAGCUGGUGUUGUUUAAAGAAGUUUGACUUCACACACUAUCUGAAUGGCCUUCCCUGUCGAUAUCUUGAAUAAUUGCAGUCAUGAGGAACUGGAAAGCUUAUCAGAAGAUUAUUUAUCUGACCUGCGGUGCAUGGACAUUAGAGAGACAGAGUUCUUUACUUUGUGGGAUCGAAGUAAGGUUCCAAUCAGCCUAACUACUGUGGGAUUUGUGCCGCUCUAUGGAGGGGAUCAGACACACAAAGUCCUUGCUCUGUUUGAUCCUGAAGACACACUGACAGCUGUGGCUCUGUACCUUGCUGAUCAGUGGUGGGCUGUAGAAGAUAUUGUGAAGACCUCCAAUACUACAAGAGAAGGUAUUUGGCAGGUGAAGUCUCUUGGAGAAAGAGUGGUCCUCUAUGUUCUUAAUCGAAUCAUAUAUCGAAAGCAAGAGAUGGAAUCAAAUGAAGUUCCUUUCCUCUGCCACAGAAGCUCAGAUUAUGCAAAGAUCUUGUGGAGGAAUGGGCAGGCCAUUGGAUUUUAUUCGGUCAAACCUUCAGGAAGCUCAUGCACUGCCUACCUGUCACAAUGCUACCGCCUUCCUGUUAUGGACACCAUGUUUGUCAGAAAGAAACAUCAAGGUAAAGAGUUUGAGCUGCAGAUGCUGGAGGACUUUGUGGACUCAUUCACAGAAGAAGCACUUGGUUUACGGUAUCCAUUAUCAUCAUCAAUGUACAGAGCCGGCAAGCAAUAUUUAGAGAAGUACCCUGGAGAUCAGGAACUUCUCUGGGAAGUUGAAGGAGUUGGUGACUGGUUUCAGAGAAUUCUCAUUUCAAGUAUAUUCCAGAAGGAAGCUAGGAGGUUAUCAGCAAGUAAAGAAGGUGCCAGAAGUAGCACUACGAAAAUACAAUCAGACACAAGCAUAGAGCUACCUCCACCGGCACCUAAAGCAUCCACAGAACAGAGCCCAGAGAAACAGAGCCAAUCUGAUGAGCCUUUAUCAGUGGAGGUCCAGGAUGUUCAGGGUGAAGCAGUUGCAGAUAAAAGUGUCAAAAGUCCCGGCACCUCUAAAGAGCAUGACAUUCCACCUGUUUCCACACGCACGAGAAGCAGUCACUUGAAACGGCCAAAGAUUGGAAAGAAACACCUGGAAACUGAACAAGUAGAAGAGGGCAGCAACAUAGCUCUGAGUGAAUCUAAAAUAAUGGAAUCUAAAGAACAGAUUGUGGAAAACUUUAAGGAGCUGAUUCAACAACUAGCAGAAGAAAAAGAAGAGGUGUCCAUGAUACAACUUCAAGAGGGAAUUCCUACAAAACCAGGAGAACAUGUGUCAGAAGAAAAUUCAGAUGUCAUCAAAAUAGCAGAGGAGGAUGUAGAGCAAAGACAGGUUACAGAAGUGGAGCCAGUAAAUGGUGACAUAGCUGAUGACCUCUUACAGCCAAUGGUUCAUGCAGAAAAAAUCACAGAAGAAGUUUUGGAUGCAGAAUCCAAUUUAGAACCUGGAGAUACUGAUGAGAAAUCACUUACCACACUUGUUUCAGUUAAUAUGGACCUGGAAAAAUCAUUUGAAGACUCAUUUGCUGAGCCGAGCUUAAACUCGGAUGAUGUAGAAAUGUCUUCACGGAAUGAUAUAGCAACUGAAGAAGAAAAUACAAUGACAGAGCAAGGCACUACAUUCAAAGAGAGAAUAGAUGACAACAGAACAGAAACAUCUAUAUCAGCUUUGAGCGUUGAUUUUACAGAUAAUGGACCACCUAGUUAUGAAAAAGAUAACCCCACAGAAAAUCCUGCUGGUGAUACUGUUUCACUGGAGUCUUGCAACCUUUCUAAGUCACAAAUUAACAUCAUGUCUGAUAAAAUAGCUAAACCCUCUGUUCUUUGUCAAGGUCCCUUACUUGUGGUUGAACUUGAGGACUUGGCAUUCCAACAGAAUUCUGAAGGACAAAAGGGUCAAUCUGCAGAUCAGUCAGAGGAGUCUGCUGUGGAGACAGAUCAGUCAGCUCAGAAAUCUGUAGGUAAAGGGGAAGAAAGCAGCUCUGAAGAUGCAGAACCAGAUGUGCCAGUAAGAGAGAGGAGGGGUUUGCGCAGGAAGCCAAGAGGAUAUAGAGGGCCUGCCAAGAAAAGGGGGAAAUUAUCAUUUUAGAUUAGGAUCAACAUAAAACAUCUUAAUUGUUUAAGAUUUGAAAAACUAAAUAAUUUUAGAUUUUUUUUUAAAUUCUAUAAAGUUGAGGGAUAUAGUUUACAAGCAUUUAUAAUUGAACAAUUUUAGAAAAAAUCUGGUUGGUGUUAUUUACCUGUGUUUUAAAUGUUUCUGUACAAGAUUACUUCCUCAAGUUGUAUUAUUUUACACUACAGACAGCACUGGCAUUUAUUUGAAGUGAGCUGUUACUCUCAUUUAUAGCGGUAAAGCUUUGAAAGAAAGUUUGUACACUGAACUAAAAGUAGUAUUUGGAAUGUUCAUCAGUGCAAUUUUAAUAUAAUUACAAUCUUUUUUGCUAUAUACUUUUGUUCCUUCUGUUAAAAAUGAUUAUUACUUGAUGACUUUUAACAUGCACAUAACCACUGCUGAUAUUGAUGUUGGUUACGUGCAUUUGUUUUUCUUGCGCAUGGUUGAAAUGCUAGUGACAUCAUAGCACUUGCCACUAGGGGCAGCAAAUUAUGUUUAUGUUAAAAGUCCAGCAGUGAUAAGUUACAGAAUAAUUUUUGCAAACUUUUCAAUAACUUUUCAAUAUUAAUGUGCAUUUUAAUUACUACAUAUGUGUCUCUUUAAAGAGCUUAAACAAUCAUUUCGGAAAAUAUUACUUAUGGUGCAAAUGCCAAAUGUAAUGGGCUAAGAAAGAAAGUAGCAUUAUACCGUAAUAGUGAUUAUAUUAACAAAGUGUGUGUAUGUAUGUGUAUAUAUAUAUAUAUAUGUUAUGAGUAAAGUCAGAUAUCCGGGUAAAAUGGACAUUACCCAAGUUGGCUGCGGUUAAACCUGAUGUACUGUAAUUUCCUCAUCUACACUAUUUUUUCUUUCCAUAAGGCAGGGAGAGUCCACAACUUCAUUACUUACUCUUGGGAAAUACAACACCUGGCCACCAGAAGGAGGCAAAAACACCCCAGCCAAAAGCUUAAAUAUCCCUCCCACUUACCCCAUCCCCCCAGUCAUUCUUUGCCUUUCGUCACUAGAUUAGGAUGGCAGAGACGUGUCAGAAGAUUCCGAUAGUCCUUAAAUGAGUAUGUUCCCUUCAAGAAAGGACUGGAGUUUUAAGUAAUCAUAUAAACCUCUCAUUGAGAGUACUGAUGAACGUUAGAGUCUGAGGACCCUGUCAGAACAUCGCGGCAAGACUGUCACACUCGAGAGGCUGUAUCUGUUCCACAGCAUAGAUCCUGGAGGAUAAGUCCACUUUAUGUUACUAUUUAGCAGGGACUCUGAUUAUUAGUGUCACAGUGUGACUCCUCAUAACCUCAAUAGGAUCAAGGGUUAAUAUCUCCUUUAAUUCAAAGAUUAAUUUGGAACAGUUUGGGGAUAUAUAUAUGUACUGCUUUGUUCUCUAGGAACACAUUGUGAAGCUUUGGGCUCAAAUAGACUGUGUACUUUUGGCAAUGGAACAGACAGGUUUCACUUUCAUUUUUGUGAGUUGCGCAGCUUCUAAUAGCUUUGCGCGCUUUUUCUCAUAGCAGGGGAGGUCCCUUCUUGCGCACCACAUAAUCGGGUGCGGCUCAUCCGUUUUCCUUGUGAUCCUACUGCAGAAACUCUGGCAAUCCUACGGAGAGCAUUCUCUAACUUUCUGUUGUUUAAAUCUGUUUUCUUACUGUGGGAUCGCAUCUCCAGCAAUGGAGGACUCUGAUAAUAUGUUAGAAGGUUAUGCACCUUCUAUUCUAAAUAAUAAUACCUGUUUAUACUGUGAGGAGGCGGUGGUUUGUCCACCUGCUCAAUUUUGUUUUAAUUGCCUGGGUACCAUUCUAAAGUCUAAGAAGGGAGCUAAAUCUGGUAACCCCCUAGCAUAAGUAGUCCCUCCGAGCUGUCAACUUCUCAGGAUUCUGUGGUCCGAGAGAUGCCUACCCUAUCCCCUCAAACCGCUUCACAUGUAGUUCCCCGCGGCACGCCUAAUACUCCGGCUGGAGGGGGCUUUUCCCUGCAGACUUUACUAUGCAGUUACAAUCUGCUGUGUCUGCGGCCCUGAGUGACUUACCUAUCUCUGGUAAAUGAAAUAGAAAGAUUCUACUGAAGGAUGCAUACCUGCAUGUUCUGAUCCACAAGGAUCAUUUUUAGUUCCUAAGGUUUACUUUUUUGGAUCAGCACUUCCAAUUCAUAGCACUUCCGUUUGGCUUAGCUACUGCACCCAGUAUAUUAACAAAGGUCCUGGGUGCUCUUAUGGCUGUAGCCAGAUCCCAAGGAAUUGCGGUAGCACCGUACCUGUACGUUAUAUUGGUACAGGCACCAUCUUUUCGUCUAGCAAUGGAUCACUCGGAAUUUCUUCUGAGUUUUCUUCGGUCUCUUGGAUGGAAGAUAAACUUGGAAAAUAGUUCUUACUCCAAAUACCUGGGUGAAUUUCCUGGGUAGGGUCAUAGACUCGAUAUCCAUAAGGAUCUUUCUAACAGAUCAGAGACGUUGCAAGCUGACAUCAGCGUGCCUUGCCCUCCAGACUACCUCAAGAUCUUCGGUGACCCAAUGCAUGGAGGUGAUUGGACUCAUGGUAUCUUGUAUGGACAUUAUUCCUUUUGCCAGAUUCCGUCCCAUACCUUUACAUCUAUGCAUGCUGAAACAAUAGAACAGCGAUCAUUCGGACCUGUCCCAACAGAUCGUAUUGGACAGCCUGUCGAGAGAUUCGCUCUCUUGGUGGCUUUGUCAAGAUCACCUGUCUUGAGGCACGUGCUUCUUGAGACCGUCCUGGGAGAUUGUGAAUACGGAUGCCAGCCUUUCAGGCUGGGGAGCAGCCUGAGGUGCCAGGAAAGCACAAGGUUUGUGGACCCAGGAGAAGUCCACUCUUCCAAUCAAUAUUUUGGAACCGCGGGCAAUCUUCAAUGUGCUAAAGUCUUUACCCCAGCUGAGUGGGUCCCAGUUUAUCAGAUUCCAAUCAGAUAAUAUAACUACAGUUGCCUACAUCAACCAUCAAGGAGGAUAGAGGAGUUCCUUAGCGAUGAGGGAGAUGUCCUAAAUCUUAAAAUGGGCAGAAGCCCACAAUUUUAUGCUGUCAGCGAUCCACAUUCCGGGUGUGGACAACUGGGAAGCAGACUUCUUUUGCAGACAAUCCUUUCACCCGGGGGAAUAGUCCCUCCACCCGAGGUGUUUGCAGAGAUUUGCAGCAGAUGGGGGAUCCCGAAGAUAGAUCUCAUGGCCUCUCGUCCCAAUGCCAAGCUACCCAGUUACAGGUUGAGAUUGAGGGAUCCUCAAGCAGAGUUGAUAGAUGCUCUAGCGGUUCCAUGGAGGUUAAGACUCAUAUAUCUCUUUCCUCCAUUGCCUCUUCUCCCUCGUGUGGUGGCCCGCAUCAAACAGGAGCAAGCAUUAGUAAUUCUAAUUGCUCCAUCCUGGCCGCAAAGGACCUGGUUCACGGAUCUGGUGAGAAUGUCCUCUUCUCCUCCGUGGAGGUUACCUUGUCGCAGGGACCUGCUGAUACAGGGUCCCUUCCUACAUCAAAAUCUAGAUUCUCUGAGGCUGACUGCGUGGAGAUUGAAUGCUUAGUCCUAGCCAGGAGAGGAUUCUCCGAGAGUUUUCAUAGACACUUUGAUUCAAGCUUGUAAGCUGGUUACUCGGCGCAUCUACCAUAAGGCAUGGCGAACUUAACUGCACUGGUGUGAGGAAAGUUUUCUUGGCAUAAGGUAAAGGUUGCCAGUAUUUUAUCCUUUCUCCAGGAUGGUUUGGAGAAGGGUCUAUCUGCCAGUUCUCUGAAGGGACAGAUAUCAGCCCUGUCGGUGUUGCUGCACAAGAGAAUAGCUGAGCUUCCGGAUGUGCAGUCCUUUGUUAAGACUCUGACUAGGAUCAGACCUGUGUUUAGACUUGUGGCUCCGCUUUGGAGUCUCAAUAUUGUUUUGCGUGUUUUGCAGCAGGCUCCAUUUGAGCCCAUGCAUGUUGUUGACAUUAAACUGUUAUCUUGGAAGGUUUUGUUUCUGUUAGCCAUUGCCUCUGCUCGCAGAGUUUCUGAGAUUUCGGCUUUACAGUGUGACCCACCUUACCUUGUUUUCCAUGCUGAUAAGCUGGUUUUACGUACUAGGUUAGGUUUCCUUCGUAAGGUGGUUAUUUAAGCCUUUGGCUGUGGUGUCUUAGCCUCCUCCUGAUGGCCAGGUGUUGUAUUUUUCAACAGUAAGGAAUGAAGUUGUAAACUCUCCUUGCCAGGAAAGAAAGGAAAUUAUCUGGUAAGCAUACAUUUUAUUUUUUGCCUUCGCUAUUGAGGUUGAAGGAGGGCGCCCUUCCGAUCCUCUGGCAACCACCCCAAGUGAACCUUGGGGAAUGAGGUUAACAAGGUUUACUGAGGGAGAGAAGCCUCUCCCUUGAAACGCCCAGACAGAGACAAAAAAGAUAGUGAAGAUGGGGGAAUUACAGUGCAUCAUAUAUAUGUUUGAUGCAGUGAUUUGCUGAAGCGCAUGCACUCGGAGGGGAUUUAUGAUCUUAUAUCGGGCUUUACCCUCAGCCGCUUGGGUAAAGUUUGUUCUACCCAGGUAAUCCUAGGAUUACUAAAAAAAAAAAUUCUUGUACUACCUAAUCCUAGGAUUACCCAAUAUCUGACUUUAACUGUAACAUAUAUAUAUAUAUAUAUAUAUGUGUGUGUGUGUGUGUGUGUGUAAUGUCCAUUAUAUGCCCUAAAUGAGUAUAAUAACUAUUACUGUCCACUAAGAAUCGUUUAAGUACCUGCUUAACAGUUGUAACUGCACUUAUUGACUUGUGAUCACUCUUCAGACGUGAUUUGUAAAAGGUAACAUUACAUGUCAUUACGGGCUAGCAAGCCCUUAUGUAGAACGAAUGGAGAUAUCUACUCUUUUUGUUUUAAAGAGCUUUCAAAAUGGUAUUCAUUUUUGUAUGCUACACUUACAUUUUUUUUAAAUGUUUUACCUGGAAAAAAUAAAUCUGGUAGACAAGAAAAUAAAUCUGGAAACAAAGAAAGUUUUUAUUAUAUUUUUUUUUUUUAUUUGUGGGAGAAAAAGGAGAGGCAGAUAUUAAUAACUUCAUGAGCACCAAUAUUUCAUAUUUAGACAAGUAAAUACAGGUACAUACUGCCCUUUGUUUUCUCCUAUUGUUUAACGUUCUAUAUAUAUUUGCUUAUCACUCAGAAUAUGCAACAUUCACGUACUGUGUGACAUUUCAGUGUUAAAAAUGACUUAUUUGAUUUAACAACAGUUAGAAAUAGUAAGUAAACCACAGCAGUUGCCAAAGUAGAAAAUGUAAAUUGUAAUUUGGAUUUAGCAAGAUUUGUACAAAUUAUUGGUUUGUAAUUUAUUUUUAAGAUUUAAUGCUCAAUAAAGGUAGGUUUCAUAUUUUCACCAGAGCACAACUACUUUACUUUUGCAAAAUAUUAAAGUGCAUGUGAUCUGAGAUAAGCAGCUGCAUUUUGGAUGGAAUUGGACACUAUACUAUUAAAGGGGUAGUAUUCAAAUUCAAAGCUUUCCAAUUUCUUUUAUGAUCUAAUUUGCUUCAUUUCCUUGGUAUACUUUAUUAAACAGCAUGCCUAAGUAGGCUCAGGAGCAGCAAUGCACUACUGGGAGCUAGUUGCUGAUUGGUGCCUCUUAUAAUUGGCUCACCAGAUGUGUUCAGCUAGCUCCUAGUAGUGCAUUGCUGCUCAACAAAGGAUACCAUGAGAAUAAAGCAAAUUUGAUAAUGGAAUAACAUUAGAAAGUUGUUUAAAGUUAUAUGCUCAGGGUUCUUAAAACAUUUUUUCCCAAGACCCAGUUAAAUGAUAUUACAUAAUUGUUAUACUUGGUCUAAAAAUUUCUGAAGUAAGAUACAACAGGAUAGCUGCGAUUUUUGGCAAAGUGACUAAAAUGUAUGUGUACUUUAUUCCUAAUUGUAGUCAAACUUGAAAAUAUUGUAAAAGUUAAUAAUACAAACACUCUCAUACAACACACACAGCACACACAAUCAUACAACACAUACACCACACUCAUAUAACACACACAAACUCAUACCACACACGCUCCAUACACACUCUCCUACAGCACACACUCUCCUACAACACACACCACACACACUCUCCUACAACACACACCACACAUACUCUCCUACAACACACACACUCUCCAACAACACACACACACACAUCACACACACUCCUACAACACAGAGACACCACACACACUCUCCUACAACACACACCACACACACUCCCCUAAAACACACACCACACACACUCUCCUAAAACACAAACCACACACACUCUCCUACACCACACACACUCUCCAACAACACACACACCAAACACACUCUCCCACACUCUCCUAAAACACACACUCUCCUAAUACACACACCACACACACUAUCCUACAACACACACCAAAAACACUCUCCUACAACACACACACACCAAACACAUUCUCCUACAACACACACACCACACAUACUAUCCUACAACACACCUACAAGUCGGGACCAAGUAAACAUGGUGUUGCGACCCAGUAAUGAGCCCCGACCCAUGGUUUAAAGAACCCUGCUCUAUUUGAAUCAUGUAAGAGAUAGUUUGGGUUUCAUGUCACUUAUCAUUUCUCAGUUAUUGAACAGGAACGGUUCUAUGUCUCUCAUCCAUUGCUGUUUUUCUCACUUUGUCAAUAGUCACUUGAUUAUAUUUAUUCAAACAAACACUUUUUUUUCUAUAAAACUAGUUUGUUGGUGCUUUUUGCUUACAUAGAUAUGAUUAAAGAACAACAUAGUACCCACAUACCAGAAAAUUUUAUUUAUGAUAACAUAAUUUAACCCUAAUACUUUUAAUUUGUUUUGUGUUUUAGAAUUUAAAUACAGUAGUGUUUAGGCCAUUGUGUGAAUUAAACACUCUAUUAUGUGGUUGAAUCAUUUUGAUUUUAAUAAAGACACAGAAACAAA